Messenger RNA from Nematostella vectensis (starlet sea anemone), 4221 nucleotides. Its product is annotated as tyrosine-protein phosphatase non-receptor type 22. The record is from RefSeq and is a predicted model, not a curated record. Lineage: Eukaryota; Metazoa; Cnidaria; Anthozoa; Actiniaria; Edwardsiidae. Gene Ontology annotation, molecular function: non-membrane spanning protein tyrosine phosphatase activity. Gene Ontology annotation, biological process: peptidyl-tyrosine dephosphorylation. Gene Ontology annotation, cellular component: cytoplasm; nucleus. The transcript is spliced from 19 exons. The coding region runs from base 194 to 3256 and encodes 1020 amino acids.
GCAAGCGCAAAAGCGCACUCAAAACACUUCCUGCAUUGAAUGAGAGGGGCAGUAGUCGAUAAGAAGACUUCAAUAAACUCGAUGGAAAAUGUGAAUAUAAAGCGUUGAAGACAUUGGAAUUUGGACCACAAGAUAGCCUUGAUGCCGGCUAGUUCUACAGCAAAGCAGUUUGCCCCUUUUAUAGCGCGGAAAGAUGUCGUGUUCGCAAGACGGUAUGCAGCGAUUCCUGCAACACAAGAGCUCACUGGAGCCAAGGAACAACCCCCAAGGAGAAAACGGCUUCGCCAAAGAGUUUCAGGAACUGAAGAAUAUAUCAUCCAGACAGAAGCGGGAUAAGGCUUUUUCCACAAACCAUGGUGAAAAAGAAUACAACCGGACCAAAAAUAGAUACAAAGAUAUCCUACCAUAUGACUACUCUAGAAUCGUUCUACCUGAGAUUAAGGGGGUUGGUGGUUCAGAUUACAUCAAUGGCAACUAUAUAAAGGGGCCCACCAAAAAUAUAAUGUACCUAGCGGCUCAGGGUCCAUUGCCCAAGACAGUUGAUGAUUUCUGGAGGAUGAUUAUCUCUCAUAACAUCCAGGUUGUGGUGAUGGCUUGCAGGGAGUAUGAGCUAGGCAAGCUAAAAUGCAAACGAUAUUGGCCAGAGAGUAUGGAGGAAACUCUUACAUUUGCUGGGAUGAAAAUUUCUCUGGAAUCUGAAGAAGCAAUGGGUGAUGGGUUUACUGUCAGAACGUUAGCUGUACAGGCUGGGAAGACCAAGCACAAUGUUACCCAGUUCCAUUACACUGCGUGGCCUGAUCAUGAUGUCCCCCGCUCAGCCACCCCUCUCAUUGAACUUACAAGAUCUUUCCGCACCUUUGUUGGGAGUCAAGAUACCCCAGUGCUGGUUCAUUGCAGUGCUGGGUGUGGCAGGACUGGCACCAUAUGUGCCUUGGAUUAUGCGAGAACUUUAUUGCAGACAGGACGAACAGAGGAGCUAAGUGUGUUUGACAUUGUGGCUAAUCUAAGGCGGCAGAGAGUAGCUAUGGUGCAGACAAAGGAGCAGUAUACACUCGUUUACAAAGCUGUCGAAGAACUAGUGAACGAGGAGCUUAGGAAGCAAAAUCAUCUUUAUGUUAAUGUGAGCGUUGGCGAUCAGCAAGGAGGCGAGGAACAGAAUUACGAAAAUGUUGCAUUCAUUCGUAGCAUCCAAAGACUACAUCUUGAGGAGAAAAAAGCGUCUCGUCCUCCCGAAAAUCGCCCUAUACCCACACCUCCUAGGGAAACGACUUCAAAAACCCAAGAGCCUAAAAACGUAAUGGAAUUACCGCCUAAAACCAAAGCUAAACCUUCAGUUGCCCCAAAGAAAGUAAACGGGGAAGUAAAAUCACAGGAAGUUGGUAGAAAUACGUGCACCACUCUGGAUAAUAAUGGUGCCUCCAGAAAGCCCCCCUUGGCUCAAAGACCUCCACAGGAGUAUGUUAAUGUUACACUGAAGGAGGAAAAGACUCUUCCAAUACCUGCUAAACCGGCUAAACCUGCUCCUGCUGCUAAACCAGUGGCAUUCGCUCGAGCAAUGUCAAAUCAAAGCAGCACCGUGCCAUUCAAGCCAGGCCAUCGGAAGGCGCUGAGCGACCCCGACUACGUUAUACUACCCACUAAGCUAACAGAAAGGAAUGACUCUGAUUAUGUGGUUCCUCCUAUAGCAAGUGGUCACGUGGCUCAGCAGACAGUCCCUGAAGGCCUUCUAAUUGACUUAAGUGAUGAGCCAUCCUCCAGAAGCAAUUUAUCCCCUAGACCAGUGCUUGGCAGUUAUGAAAACGUAACAGUUCCUAGAAAUGUCCCAGAGGUUGCGCCUCAACCAAAGCGUGGCACAGCAACUGAUUCAGAAAACCCAGCUAUGCCAACCAGUACAUCCUUAGAGAGAAUGUCACCGUGUUUACUUGAAGGCAUACAAAUAAAGAAACCGCAGCCUUUUACUCCAGCCGUCGUCCAACGAAGAACAAGUAGCACAGAUGUAUCGGCGGGUAAACCCAAUAUACCCAGCCAAUAUAGCCUUAUUGGUGCUUUUGAGACACCCCCACAAACAAUUCCCCACAAAAUGGAAGAGCAGGUUACCCGGCGUGUAUCCCCAGGGGUAGACUCUGCAUCAGAGAGUACAGGAAAAGGGAGCGCACAAUGUGAUACCGAAAGACCAGUUGCACCCCCACGCCGCGUCAGUGAUGUGUCCAAGAAAAAGGACAUUGUAAGCGGGGCUCCUGGAAAAAUGGCAUUUGCUGGCUCGUACGAUUUGGUGUCUUUUCCAGGGGACAAUGAUAGAACCAGCGAGACAGCUUACUCCAAAACAAACCAAGGUUUUGUAAACGCUGUAGACAAGUCUAGGAGCUCUCCGAACCUCGCUGACGCGAUAGUUAUCAAUACGUCGGUGCAUAGUAACUCUAAACGGCCGUUAGAGAGACAAAAUAGUCUAGAGUCCGAUGCCACGGAUUAUGGCUUGGCUGUGGUAACUCGAAGGAAAUCUGAGGAAAUGCUAAGCAGUAGGGGCCGAGCGCCGGUAUAUUCGUCUCCUGAGGACGAUGGCAAAAAGGGGAAUGUUCCUUUUCACUCAUCACCCGAGAAUUGCGGCAAGGCCAACGUACCUAUUUACUCCUCGGCUGAGAAUGACGGCCCGAGCAUACAAAAGCCUGCAGUCCUAAAGAGAAGUACCAGUGAGCGCCUCAUCACCAUUCCGAGCAAACCUGUUUGUGAGGAGGAUAUACCAAACACCUUGUACGCGACUGUUGGGUUAAAAUCACGUGACAAAAAGCGGGCCCCGCUCUCUCCAGAUCUGUGGGAUAGUGCUAGUUCAGCUCCACCUUUACCCUCUGAUCGCCGGGCUAUUAAGACACAAGGGUCGUCAAGCAGCCUUAAGAGUACAUCAUCUGCAUCUAGUGAGGACCAAGAUUUACCACCGCCAGUUCCAGCCAAGACUGCUGGCGCAUUCCUAGUAGCAGGAGAAGAUGAUGCCUAUGACAAUGUCGAGAGCCGUGCCGGUACUUUGGAUCGGUUCAAGUCUAAAGCCAAGAACAUUGCUAUAGCAGGAGCUGCUCAGCUUUCCCAUUUAUCAGUGCAUAGACGAUCGUCAUCUCCUGUUCACAACACAGGUUCUGACUCGCCAAAUGAAGGGCUGACAGUCUUACAAAACGAUUUCGGAUACGGGGAACGCCCCAGUAAACCUGGUGGACCAAGACCUCGUCCAAGCCACUGGCCCAAUUUCCCUUCCCUCGAUGUCAUGUGACGUUAUGUGACAGUUUGCUAGCAAUCAUAGGCUGUCAGGUAACCUAGAAAACGGUAAGUCGAGGACUGCGUAGGACAAUAAAGAGGUGUUGUAUAUGCGCCGUAAACUAGUUGGUAUAUUAUUAGGGUAACUAUCAAAACUUAUUAAUCAAUGUAUAAACGCCAGUAGCAAUAGUAACAUAAUUAUUGUCAAGGUUAUCUCUGAUGAUUAAGGAACUUGCUACGGCUUGGUGAACGGUAGAAUAAGGACUCCGUUGCGCGUGUUUUAUUUACAGUAUUAACACCUGCCCUACGCGGCACUCUACGCGGUGCGCAACAAGCUCGCGCAAGAUGGACUUUAUUCUUUUUUGCUUGGCAAAGAAUUAUCAUAAAAUCACGGCCAGUCAGUCAGGACCACCGGAAAUAUUAUUGCUUCCUCCCUGAUAAAGCGAUUCUGUAGCCAAAAGAUUUUCAUAGGUUUUUUGUGGGCGUCUAGAAUCUGCUUCUAGAGCGCUGUCUCGAUGCACUCCAGGGGACUCAGUUGUAUAAUCAGACAAAGCCCACUUGCGCUUGAGAUAAAGUGUGAAUAAGUAAAAGGUUGCCGAAACGGACAAAGCGACUCUUCCACUAUAUUAAACGCCCCUGGAAUUUUUGAUAAGUUCUAAAUUUAAAUACCUGAAUAGAGCCCAAUAUGAUAUGGUUUUGUGAGGUUCAUGUUUUUUUUUUUUUUAAGUUCGUGGCUUCCUUAUGAAUGCUGUCCUCUUAUAUCGGCGUUAGUCCAUGUAUUAUCGAGAGCAAUACAAAUAGGAUAGAGGAUGAACAGAGCUAACAUUAUUAUAGAAACAUAUUAUAGAAAGACGGGUACAAGUGUAAUAAAUUUUGUUAUUUUUUAAAAAACAGAUGUAAUUGAGACGUAGAGGUGUAUCAAAAUGUUUUUUCAAACCAAAUUUGUAUGAAAUAAAAUGAAAUAAAUUCUUUUCAGACCAA